GGCAAAAGCAAGCACGACAUCUCCGAACCCAAUUACAAAUCCACACCAUCACCACUCUCCAUCUCAUCCAAAGAUGGGGCAUACCACGACCUCUAAUCAACACAUCUCCUAACCCCAAACAUCUAGGAAUCAACCAUGGCCCAACCAAGUGAAAGAGAUACAGAAGAUCAGGCGCAUGUGCACGAGCAGACUGAACAAUCGCCACUGCUUGGCGAUCAUCAGCCCGGUCAGCAGGCUAAUGUAGAUGAUGAGGUUGAGAAGGGUGGCAGAACGACGAGUUGGUGGGUUUGGAGGGGGUUCUGGGUUCUUUUCGGGGCUCUUGUUCUGUCGGUGUUUGUUAAAGGGUGGAUUGAUGCUGGUGGUGAUGUUGAGUUCGAUUUGAAAGGUGCACUGAAGCGGGCUCUUGGAGGGGGGUUGAGUGGUGCUGCGGCUAUGGUCUUGCAAGUGCUACUUUUGAUGCCACUUCGCACUAUCAUGAAUUAUCAAUAUCGCUUUGGAACUUCAUUCUCCGCUGCGACCCGGACUCUGUAUGCUGAUGGAGGGUUCAUUCGGUAUUACCAGGGCAUGGGUGCUGCUCUUGUGCAAGGUCCUGUGUCACGAUUCGGAGACACAGCUGCCAAUGCCGGCAUCCUUGCUUUACUACAGUCAAAUUCCUACUUGAAGGGUCUCCCAACACCAAUCAAAACAGUAUUCGCAUCUCUCUGCGCCGCUUCCUUCCGCAUGAUCCUAACACCAAUCGACACUCUCAAAACCACUCUCCAAGUCCAAGGUUCCCGAGGUACCACCCUCCUCCGUCAGCGCAUCAAGUCAAACGGAGUCGGCAGUCUCUGGUGGGGUGCAUUCGCAACUGCGGCCGCGACCUUCGUCGGUCAUUACCCUUGGUUUGCAACUUACAACUUCCUUUUCGAAAACAUUCCCGAACCUCCAAAGCACUCGAUCGUCGUCUGGCUUCUGCGUCUUGCGUUUAUUGGGUUCGUGGCUUCGGUUGUGUCGGAUACGGUGUCGAAUUCUUUGAGAGUUGUGAAGACGUAUCGCCAGGUUAAUGACACGCAGGUUUCGUAUAGUAAGUAUUGCUCCUCAUGUCACCCUUUGAACUUUUCCGGGGGGGUUGGACUAAUGAAAUUGUACAGCCGAGGCGGCGAAAUUAGUUGUCCUUCAAGAUGGAGUCACGGGAUUAUUUGGACGAGGACUUAAGACCAGGAUCCUGUGCAAUGGUUUGCAAGGAUUGUUGUUCAGCAUUCUCUGGAAGUUAUUCUUGGAUCU
Messenger RNA from Cadophora gregata, 1263 nucleotides. RefSeq lists its product as uncharacterized. The record is from RefSeq and is a predicted model, not a curated record. NCBI's taxonomy places the organism in Eukaryota, Fungi, Ascomycota, Leotiomycetes, Helotiales, Ploettnerulaceae. The coding region runs from base 136 to 1194 and encodes 352 amino acids. The transcript is spliced from 4 exons.